This is a messenger RNA of Castor canadensis (American beaver), 1826 nucleotides long. It is a transcript of the gene Akap19, whose product is annotated as chromosome 4 C2orf88 homolog. NCBI's taxonomy places the organism in Eukaryota, Metazoa, Chordata, Mammalia, Rodentia, Castoridae. The record is from RefSeq and is a predicted model, not a curated record. Gene Ontology annotation, molecular function: protein kinase A regulatory subunit binding.
GGGGCCGGGAGCGCGGCCGAAGGACGGGGCGUCCUCCAAACGCGGCCACCUGACGAACGGGGCGGUGGCGCGGAGGCGGCGCCACUGCCCUGGCAGCCCGGCUGCACUUUGCCCCCGCGCGGCCCGACCUCCCGUGCGCCCCGACGCCGGCGAGACCCUCCGAGGAGCCCCGCGCUCCGGAUCCGCGGGGACCGCGGGGACAUAUGGCCCGCCGCGCGCCGGACACCCCGGGCCCCAUAGCGUCCACACCCGCGAUGGCCACGCAGCUGCCCCAGCGAUUAGGUACAAACAACACAUGUGAAGAGUGGUGAAAGGGGACAUUGAUUACAGAAGUGGCCUGGAGAGGGAAAGCCCUGGUCAACAUCACGUGGUCAACCUUCAUUGUUUUCCAAAGAUGCUGAAGUAGUCUUUGCUAGUACUGCUUUCCUUCACUCAGCCAAAGUGCUAACAUGGGCUGCAUGAAAUCAAAGCAAACCUUCCCAUUUCCUACCACAUUUGAGACUGAGAAACAACAUGACAGCGAAGAAACCUUUUUGCCAGAAGACAGCUUUCUACCUAGGAUACCUGCUCCAGGCACCGUCCGAGAGGAAGUGAAGGAACCCCCAAUGCCCAGUGCUGAGGUCACUGAAUAUGCAGAGCGCCUGUCCCAGGAAAUCCUUCGUGACGCCUUGCAGCAGUGGGCACGCAAUAACAUCAAGUACUAUGACAUUCCCUACAUUGAGACUGAGGGCCCUGACACUGUAGGUUAAUGACACUUCCUUGAACUUUCCAUGUAGUUGGUGCUAGUUCAAAUACAUAAGACGAAAGCAAAACCUGGUGUGAGUAAGUGCAAAUAACUCCAUCUGGAUGUAAAAACACAUCUAUGCUAAUGUCACUAGUGUAGGAAUACCUAAGAUGAAAUGUGCUUUAAGCAGUUAUAAGUUAGCAGCAAUUUGUAUUUGCUCAGUUUGAAUUCUGGCCAUGGAAGGGCUGGAUGAAGGUCCUUUGGCACUCUAUCGGUAGUAUGUCAUACAUGGCAUCACCAAAGAAAAAAAAGUGCCCCAAGUUCCACAUGGUUAAAGGAUUGCCUUUAAAAUAACUAUUUCUGUUAAUUUAUACCAAAAAAACCCAGACAUGCAAAGGGUUUUUUCAAAAUGCCUUGGUAAAGAAAUGGCUCUCAAGCCACGGUGAUCCCCCAUGGGCCUUGUUUGUCAAAACCAUUUGUGUCAAAGAUCCCCACUUCUUGACAUCAAUGACCUAGGAUUAGAAAACCACCUGUGUAGAAGAGGUCCAUCCUGAACCCUAUUCUGAAUGAAGGAUUUAUUUUUGUAGAUGAAAAACAUAACUACCACAUUGAGCCUCAGGCCCUAACAACAGCUAUUAUUAGAUGACUUAGAUUUCGCAUUUAAAGCCAUCUUAAAAAGAUACAACUUACAGAAGUUAUGACAUUGUUUAUUAUAUUGAAUUAAGCCCUCAAGUACCUUUAAAAAAAUAACAAAAGCCUGGUCUGGGUCUGGAGGAAUGGCUCAAGUGGUACAGCACCUGCCUUGAAAGUGUGAGGCCCUGAGUUCAAGCCCCAUUACUGCCAAAAAAAACCAAGCCUGGUCUGCAAGAUAUAAAGCAGAGCCUGCCAGGGUUAACUGUGAAGCUUUACUGUUCAGAGAUGCUGGUACAGGGGGUACUUGUUCCCAGCAAUUUUGUGGUGAAUCAUCAUUCAGAUUACUGUGGGAUCAGACAAUACAUGAAGAUUUGCAGUUGUGUUACAAAACAAAAUACAACACUCCUGCAAGGGUAAUAUUCAUGUGUUGAUUUUUGUCAUGUAUUACACUAUUUUCAUAAGUUAGGUG